This is a messenger RNA of Zingiber officinale, 442 nucleotides long. RefSeq lists its product as uncharacterized. The record is from RefSeq and is a predicted model, not a curated record. Bases 65 to 262 code for a protein of 65 amino acids. NCBI's taxonomy places the organism in Eukaryota, Viridiplantae, Streptophyta, Magnoliopsida, Zingiberales, Zingiberaceae. The transcript is spliced from 3 exons.
AAGGUUGGCUGUACAGACAGCAAACCUUUUGAGGGGAGACGAGCAAUCGAGGGCGAAAGAGAAGAUGUCGCGGAUGAUGGAGAGACUGAGGAUUUUUGUGGCCAAGGAGCCAAUCAUCGCCACCUCCCUCUUCUUCGGUGGCCUUGGUCUCUUCCUUCCAGCUGUAGUUAGGCCGAUCUUGGAUUCCUUUGAGAUGGCGGAACCAGUCGAGCAGCCUGCUCUUGAUGACGUGGUUGCUGGUAUCACGGGGAAGAAAAUAUAAUAAUGUGCAUUUUCCAAUUUUUCCCCCCUUGUUCGCAUGGAGUGAUGUAACCUAGAUUAUCUGUUUCUUGUUUUUUUUUUCAACAUCGGUGAAAUGGUUCUGUUCUAAUAAACUGAAUAACGUUGACCAAGUUUCAUCAUCUAUUGGAGUUUUGAAUCUUUUAUAGAUUCAGAUUAAUUA